Boeremia exigua is the source of this 1372-nucleotide messenger RNA. RefSeq lists its product as uncharacterized. Lineage: Eukaryota; Fungi; Ascomycota; Dothideomycetes; Pleosporales; Didymellaceae. The transcript is spliced from 4 exons. The coding region runs from base 121 to 1329 and encodes 402 amino acids. The record is from RefSeq and is a predicted model, not a curated record.
UUGUUGAGCUUUGAACCCUUGAGACUGCGCACAAAAGGUGCACUUAGAUUCUUCGCUGUUGGAAGUGCGAGUUCUGGUGAGAGCAGACUUCAGCACCACGCACUUUUGUGUGUUGUUACAAUGCCAGCAAUCAGCGUAUUCGAAGACCAGAUGGUUUACGGAUUUCCGACACCACCUGAAGACGGUGAAACUAUCACAGAACCCGACCACAAUUCUCUGGACAUUGUUCACAGCAAUUCGUAUCUCACGCACCAGCUCCGUUCCACACGGCUCACCACCAAAGAGCAGAUAGAAGGCGCUAUUCAUCAACUAUCCGCCGCUGAGAUAAUGCCGCCAAGUACAGCGGCCUCGGUGAGCUCUAUGUCAAGUGCCAGCAGUGCCCCAUACUGGAGUACGCCGCCUACACCCAUUACGCCAGCGUCCCUCGUUCACCCGCCAUUCAUACCACCACCCGUACCACCCGAACCACAGCCUUCCCACGAUCCAUAUAUGUUCGGCCCAUCAUCUCAUACAGAAAACAGUAUGCGACCAGAACCGCAGCUCAUGACGAACCGCAAGAUAGCAAGGGUUCGUCCCGGCUAUCGAGCACCGCGACGAAUAGAGGUCUGCUGCGCUCCGCACACGCAGAUUGACCACAUCGCCGAUCCUAGCAGCUCGAACGCGAUACCUGACCUUUAUUCAGCCUCUUCUAAUCCGUUUAGCAACUACGACAAUCGUUCCCAUCCAGCACAACGCCAUACCGGUCGGGCCGUCCAAGUCCAGACGAACAUGUCGAACGAUCCAGCUCAGCGUGUUCGUGCUGUACAAGAGACUUUCCGCAAUGCGUCAAGGCGUAACCCCAGAGUAAUGGAUGUUCCUUACGCUACACCGCGCACAACGGCCGACUCGCGGUACAGCGACAUUACCGCUUCUCCUUUUGCUGAUUCCUCCGAUACCUCACAUAUAUCAGCGAGACCCUUGCCACCGGACCUUGGGGGGAACGAGACGAGUUUCAACAACACGAGACUUCGCACAGCCCCCAGCCCGCGUCCUGUAGAGUCACUUGCUACCCACGCACGCAGUCCGCAGGUGCCCCUUACAGAAGCUCACUUCAAUGGCGUGUCCCACACGAGCAAUGCCACAGUUGUUCCUUCCUCCCGAAGUCACGAAGACGUGACGAAUAAUGCCUAUGACAUAUCCGUACAGAUCAAGGAAGUCAAGGAUACUGACCUUCCUCUCCGCUGUGACUCGGCCAUGGCGCAGGAAUCAGAGGCCCAGUCAUCGAAGGCUCAAGCGAAGAAACGAUGUGCGCUGCUUAGAUGGUUGAAGAAGGUCUUCAAGAAGCCAUAGAGAACGAAAUGAUAUUUACGUGCAGUGUCUGUUUAGAUAAGCC